This is a messenger RNA of Venustampulla echinocandica, 984 nucleotides long. RefSeq lists its product as uncharacterized. Gene Ontology annotation, biological process: mitochondrial respiratory chain complex III assembly. The transcript is spliced from 3 exons. NCBI's taxonomy places the organism in Eukaryota, Fungi, Ascomycota, Leotiomycetes, Helotiales, Pleuroascaceae. The record is from RefSeq and is a predicted model, not a curated record. The coding region runs from base 1 to 984 and encodes 327 amino acids. Gene Ontology annotation, cellular component: mitochondrion.
AUGGCCUCAAAAGCCUGUGCCUCAUGCCUGGGGGUACUCCAGCGCCAAUCACGUUUUGUUACCCAGCGCAAAAAGUCCCCCAUAAGCUUCAGCACACCGCGAGAAUUUACAACCACGCGCCAACGGGCCGUAAAGAUUUCCUCGGGUAGUACUGCCCCGCGGACAUCAAUACCACCCGUCACGCCUGGAGGUGCAGAAGGCGCCGCCCAAGGCCCAAACCUCUCGCCAGCGGAAGAAGCAGCCAAAGCCAGUCUGAUCGGCGGGAUAAAAGAGUCAUACACGGCAUACGGUGCGACGGAAGCCCUCUUCAAGCAAUGCUCGACUUUUGCGGACUACACAGUCCCCCAAGCAGCAGAGCCGGACGCGGAGAUACCGCGGACGGAAGAUGGGUCGCAUUUGGGAGUUGGGGGAGGGUGGUGGCAUGAUGAAAUGGGUCUGAAGCCAACAUUCGCAACGUGGUCCAGCGUUACUAUGCUCUACCUCUACCUCAUCUCCACGCGCUUCCGCUGCUUCCCCCCCGAUGUUGCCAAGAUUUGGCAACAACAUCUCACCGACCAUUUCUUCUACGCGGCCGAGGAAAAGAUGGUUGUCAGCCAUCUUAUGGAUAGCCGUGGGUCGCGGAACAAAAAUCUCAAAGAUAUGUAUGUGCAAUGGAGAGGUGCGAUAGCGGCGUAUGAUGAAGGGUUGGCUAGGGGUGAUGCGGUUUUGGCAGCGGCGGUUUGGAGGAACGUCUUAGCUGCGGAUGAGGAGGUGGAUGUUAGGAAGCUAGCGAUGGUUGUGGCGUUUAUAAGGCGGACUUUAAAGCAGUUGGAUGCGUUGGGGGAUAUAAAGUUUAUGACUGCGGGGGUGACUUUCGGGACUCCAGAGCAGGAUCGGGGUUUGGUCGCGUUGAAGAGUAAGAUGAUGAAUGUCCCCUUCGAGAAGACGCCAGGGAAUGGGCCCACAGAGAAGGGUUCGCCCUCGUCUGUGAAAUAUAGGAGUUAA